UAACAACACAUAACUGACAGGACUUCCAAAUUGCUAUAUCUACACCAUAGCAGGGAGCUACAGAGAUUUUGUUAUGUGCUGGAGCAAGUGAUUAUAAAUCUUUGUUUUUCCCCCCCAGGUUGCGAAUCCAUCUCUUCAACUGUGCUCCACUGCAACCUUUCCACUCCAGUCAUGCUGUCUAAUUUACUUAGGGCCUUGACCAACUACUCUGCCUGGAACAUAAGCAUUGUGGAGAUGGACCAGAAGCGCAUGGGAGAAAGGUGGUGGUUCACUGAAAAUAACUAUGCACUGAAGACUGGCAUCAUCACUGCAUUGGGGUGUCUCAUUAUACUGGGGAACCUGUUUGUAAUGCUAGUCAUCGCCUCAUCAGUUUCUGGCUGGUCGUGCAACAGUCGCUACAUCCUGAUCUCCUUGACUGGCACAGAUGUCACAUUGGCCUUGGUUGUGGUACCGCUCAAUCUGUAUGGAAGCCUCGUUUUGGAGCCAGGUGAUGACAAUGAAGAUUCCGCUGUUGGAGCUUACUGUCAUAUAGUGGCUUACCUCAACUCCUCAGUAUUUGCCUCUUCCAUCUACUCUCUGGCCACCAUCAGUCUGGAGCGCUAUGUGGCUGUAUUCUUUCCCUUGCACUAUAACAGAGUGAUGAGCCGCCGCCGGGUCAAGUUAUUAAUAGCAGCAGCCUGGUUGUUGCCACCUAUCUUCUUACUUCCUAUUUCCAUUCCUGGUGGUAAAAUAAUCCAUGUCUAUUUUUCUCGGGCCUCUCUCAUCUGUAACCCAGACUAUGCCAGCAAUAUGGUUUACUCUCUCCUGCUCACUACCGUCAUCUUUUUCCCUUGCUCUGCUAUAGUCACAUUUGCCAACGUACGACUGUGGCUGGUUGCAAGGAAGCAGAGCAGGCGUAUGAGCGUGAGCCUCUCUGGCAGAAACCAGAAUUUGGGUGUCACCACAGUGUGUGAGAAUGUAACUGGGAGCAAGCUAGUUGGCAUAAGUAAGAACCUAUGUACCACCAAAGGACCGCGUAGGAGCGAUGCUGCUUCUAGGGUAUUGAUUCCUGUGGUCUGCGUCUUCUACACGUGUUGGGCACCGUGCAUGGUCACUAUUCUGUAUAACGCAAUUACUCAUGAACGGGUUCCGGAAUGGGUGGAGUUUGCGGCCUUGUGGCUUCCAAGUGGAAAUGGCUUCCUUAACUGCUUUGUCUAUUUUUGGAUCAACAAGAGUUUCCGGCAGAAAUUCAGGCAAUUGGGUAGAAAACUGUGCCCACGGAAAUACUGCUACUGGAGCCAUCAGAAAAGGGGUAGAAGAAUGUCCAUGCUCCGUGUCUCAAACAGAAAUGCUAUGGUCACCUUGCAGGAAAGGUCAUGCAGCAUGUCAUCCACUUGCAUGCUCCUGCCCCAAGCCGUGGACUCUAUUUAGAAUAUUGAUUAGAGAAGGCACUUAAAUAAAAUGUAUUAUCAAUGGUUUCCUCUCGGGGACCUUUAACUGCACUUUUAAGCCUUAAAACUUUACCUUGAACAAUGUGUUCAGAUCCAUAUUAAAUGUACGUGCAAUAUGAAUAACUAACAUUUGACAUUAAAUGGCUGAUCACUAUAUCUUACAAAAAGUGUUACAACAAACCUACUAUAAUAUAAAAACAAAAAAUACUACAACUGAAGCGAGGUGAAUAGUCACAUUAUGUAUUUGUUUCUCAUAUUAUCAACAAGUGAAAAGGAUUGUACGCUUAUAUGCCAACAUUUUAAAUAUAAUUGGGGUUGUAUUACAAACUAAUAGCAGAUUCUGCUGUUAAAGGACCCCCCAAAAAUUCUGUUCCGGUAAGAAAAAAAAUAGCAAAAAUAAAUAAAAUAAAAAUGUAUGUAUUAAAAAAUAGAUAUAAAUGUCAAACGAUUGAGCAUAGUUCUAGCCUCUAGUCUGAAACAUUGUUAUGUCCAUAGUCUUGAAAACAUCCAUGCAAAUUUAUGCUUUUAUACAGUGUUUUUUAAAUAACUGCCCACUGCAAAAUGUGUACAGAUAGACAGGUUCUAUCUUGGUUAAAGAAAUACAAUGUUUUAAUGUUCUGAAGAUGGCAUUCGAAGUAACGGCAUACAGAAAAUUAAUGUUUAUAAUUAAAAACAAUAGAUAUGUUUUCGUCUCUGAAUUAACAUAAAUGUGUGCUGCAAUGAUGAAUAAGGAAAGUUGCCGUUUCACAUUCUAUGGUGUUGAUGGGUUUUGGAUUUGUUGAUCAGCCCCUGACUCUCCGUGGGGCUCAUACAUCUUUCUAGUUUUACCCAUGAUUCAGUAUAGAAUAUAUCAAUAUUUCUAAUUUAUGGCAAGUAUUCAGUCUGCAUGUGACACACAACUGCCAUCCGCAAUAAUUUAGCGAAUUUGUUGACAAAAAAUUAUCGCUUACAUGUGAACUAUGUAAUAUAUGUAUGUAGCAUGAGGUAUCCCAUGUAUAGAUGGAAGAAAAUGUUUGGGGAAAAGUCCUUUUGCACAGUUCCAACUUCCAAUGGGACUUAUAAUGGGAGUAGUUUAUCUGUAUUUGUAAAUAAAUAUAUAUUUUUUUGUAGUGUAUGCUGUAAACUGAUCUAUAUGGGAAGGCACAACGUCUUCAGGCAAUCUCUACUUGUUCAGAUAUAAUCUGUACUUUCUCUACCUCCAACAGGGACAAGGUGGGGUUCCUAAAAUACAUGUGCCUUUCAGUAUGAAUGCCUUUACAUUCUCUCUGUUCUGGUUGAAUUACCAAUGUCUUACUACUUUAACAUACUGUAAACUGGUUCUCUAUAGGAGAGCCCUCUGACAGUGACCUAGAGAACAUAAUUUACAUAGCUGUUUAAUAAAGGAACUCUUUAGCAUCAGCUCUGCCGACAUUCAUUUGUGUUCUAGUUAUGCCAAGUCCGACAGGUGAUAACCCUACUGCUGGUUGUACCCAGAAUUGUCUUCAAACUGUUUUUCCUGUUUUGCUUUGUUUUAUUUAUUCUGUUUAUCAUAGUUUUUAUUAUAUUUUCAGUGUUUGUAUAUAUUAUUGUUAAUAAGGCCAAAUUAUUAAUGAAAAUAAAGCCUCAGACAUUUGGGAAUAA
Messenger RNA from Pseudophryne corroboree (corroboree frog), 3050 nucleotides. RefSeq names its product D(4) dopamine receptor-like. The record is from RefSeq and is a predicted model, not a curated record. Gene Ontology annotation, cellular component: membrane. Gene Ontology annotation, molecular function: G protein-coupled receptor activity. Gene Ontology annotation, biological process: G protein-coupled receptor signaling pathway. The transcript is spliced from 3 exons. The coding region runs from base 172 to 1410 and encodes 412 amino acids. NCBI's taxonomy places the organism in Eukaryota, Metazoa, Chordata, Amphibia, Anura, Myobatrachidae.